This is a messenger RNA of Aspergillus bombycis, 1599 nucleotides long. RefSeq lists its product as uncharacterized. Bases 1 to 1599 code for a protein of 532 amino acids. The transcript has a single exon. Lineage: Eukaryota; Fungi; Ascomycota; Eurotiomycetes; Eurotiales; Aspergillaceae. The record is from RefSeq and is a predicted model, not a curated record.
AUGGCCCAUCCUAAUGACGACUCCGCUAUCCCUGCGCACAUUCCGGCCUUCGCAAAGCCGCUUGCUCCUUACAUCAAAAGUCGCCAGGAAGCCCUACGCAUCCGACAAGUCCUAACCUCCUACCUCCGAUCACAAAUUACAUUUGCCGAUGAUAAUCCAGAUUAUCCAAAUAUCCAUGCCCGAUCUCACCUCUCGUUAUGCGUACCUCAAGAUGCUGUUGUCGAUGUGAAGCGUAUUCCGUCAGAAUUGACGGGAUUAAGAAAGGAAUACCUACAAGCAUUGCAGGCAAAUGUGAAUGCAAGAAAGGAGUACCGUUUGGUAUCCGAGAGGUAUACUUCCAGGAAGCCACAGGGUCAACCUAAUGGUGGCAUCGACACACAUCCCGUUGAUCCCAACCCAGAACUCCAAGCUUAUCUUGAACUGCUCCGUGACCGUCGCCGACUUGCGAAGCUCCAAGUUUUUCAGCAUUAUCUGGAAGAGCUAAAGAAACGAGAUAUAAUGAAACCGGAGGACUUCGAUAGCGUAGUUUAUCGCAGCCAACAGUCCGCCCCGCCGCCAGAUUUGGACGAGGGUCAAAAUGGUUGCACCUCCGAGGAUGGAAUUGAGGGCUUGAUGCAUAAUCUUGAAAGGGCCGUGGUACGCGCGAGAAAUCAGCUAGAGAGAGAAAAGAAGCUACUCGAGGAGCUGAAGGCGCAGCACGAGGCCGAGGAUGGUUCUGACAAUGAUGGUAUUGCCUCUGGCGCGAAGGCCACUGCACUACAGCAAACCCGAGAUGUCUUGGUACAAUGGGUCGAGGAAAAGCUGGUGAGUGUUGGGAAUAAUGAGGAUGACCCUGUGCAGGAGUUGCCUCCCGAGGAAAUCGAGAAGUCGGCCCGUUUGCUGGAAGACCAGAAAGCACAGAUCGCAGAACAAUAUGCCGCCUACGUUGAUGCUCGCAAGCGUCUCCUUGAUGCAGCCUCUAGGGCGUGCCAACCCAUUGGUACCAGCUCUGCGACACCUGAAAGUCGCCCUACCGAGAAACGAAAACCUACUCCCGAGGAAACGCCAACGUUAGAGACAGUGGAUGUCCUAUCUUUCGCUGAUGAACAACUCCUCCCACUUUCAAAAUGCCAACGGGCGCUAGCUCUACAGAAAUUCUACCUGACCGGAACUCUCGCAAAAGAAAAAUCCACGACUCUGCGCAUCCUUAAUCGGCUGAGUGAUGAAAGUCACCUUCUUCCGGAAUACCCUAUGCUUGCUCGACAGCCACGAUUUAAACAUGCGGCUGCGGCUGUAAACGCCCGCCAUGCUAGUAUGCCAGUGGAGCCAGUUAAACCAGAUGAGGUUGUUGCACUAGCUGAAGCAUGGGCCUUUGCAUCGGAAGCGGCAGGGACGAGUGAACGGGAAAAUGUGGAACGCAACCUGGACGAAGGCAUCGAAACCGCCCAAGAAGCGGAGCAGGUUUUGCAAGAAGUCUACGAUAUAUUGAACCAGGAUCAAGAGGGGGUUUUGCGGAACAAGGUAGAUCAAGAUGAGGCAGAGCCAUCCAAGUCGCGCGCGAGACCAAGGGCUAAAGGACCAUGGUCUAAGCUUGACGGACAAAUAGGAGCUAUAGAAUGA